AUGAAGAUGUCCUUGGUGCAGCGGGUGUUCCUGUCGUGGAUUUUCAGCCUGAUCUUCCUCAUCAUGCUGGUCCUGAAACUGGAGGCCAAGGUGCAAUGGAACUGGUUCGUCAUCUUCCUUCCCGUGUGGACGCUGGACGCCGUACUGGUCCUCCUGCUGCUGGUCAAGCUGGCCGGCCGCUGCAAGGCCGACCCGGAGGCGCGGGAGGGGUUGACUCUUACCCGCCGCUUGUGCUGCCUGGCGGCCGUCGGGCUGAAGGCGGCUUUCUGUCUCAGCCUUUGCUCCCGCCUUGAGAAACUGACAGACGUGUGGCUCAGCGUGGUGUGCGUACCUCUUUGGGUCCUACUAGUGGGCGCCCUGGUGCAGCUGGGCCGCAGCGUCUUCCGCUCACACAGGGACUGA
This is a messenger RNA of Nerophis lumbriciformis (worm pipefish), 402 nucleotides long. The record is from RefSeq and is a predicted model, not a curated record. Lineage: Eukaryota; Metazoa; Chordata; Actinopteri; Syngnathiformes; Syngnathidae.